UGAUGGUGACCUUUGUUACUGUGGUCCCAGCUCUCUGCAGGUCAUUCACCAGUAGCUCUUUUCCAUCGCCUGGUCUGGGACGGUCAGGUCUGGGUAUUAUGGACCGGUAUGUACCGGUAUGGGUCUAGAAGUUUUCUGGCAAGCGUUUCUAUCACAUUCCAGGCUCCAGUAACUAGGCGGGGUAGCGUAAUGCGUCACGCGCGAUGUGUGCCUUAACGUCACACAGCGCGACGAGAUCGCGCCAAAACACAACAACAAUGGAGUCCAGUCACCAGCGCGUUCUUUCUGUUCUUGGUGUUUGGUAUAUUCUUUACACCCACAUCACGAUAGCGUUUAGAGCUAUGCUGUGCGCAUCGAGGAGGAGGGCAGCUGAAAGGCGACGACGCUUUCUGAAAUUAAUAUCGGACACGAGGCAUAACUUUCUACUGUUGAGACAAAGACGGAGGCGCCAGGUGGUAAGUAACUUCUAAUGCUGUAAUACGUCGUUAUAAUCUCUGAGGGGGUGUCUAGGGCAACUAUCAAAAAACAAAAACAAAAAAAAAAGCACCAAAAUCAAAUGGUUUGGUUGUAUAUUGGUCAUUUAAGACAUGCUAAACAUGAAAGGCCAACACCUAACUAAGUUUCAAACAGCUCCUGCACUCAUGGUGAUGCUAGUCAACAGGAGGGCCUGAAUCCUUCACUCUUUACUUCCUGGGCAUGUCAUAGAUAAGUUGUGCAGCUGUACUGAAAUUAUUAUAAUUAAUUAUAUAGGUAAUUACAAGCAAUACCACAUUUGUGCAUUUUAUAAAGUGAACAAAACAUAACCAGUCACUGGUAGUGCCAUAAAGAACAGCUGUUAUUUUAACCUUAAACAAAUUCUAUUGAUGUGAACUUUAUGUCUAUAACCAUACUGUUUCAAUCUUUUUCACAGCACUAUUCUUUUUACUUUUACUGUGUUAUGACUGUUUUUUUUUUUAGUUGGCUCUUUUGAAUCAGCGACGGCAACCAACUGUGUGGGCCUUCAGCCGUGCCAGCGCCUUCUGGGAUGUGACCAUGCCAAACUUCACUCCGUCAGAUUGGAUAGCUCAUUUCAGAAUGUCAGAAGAGACCUUUUCAUAUCUUUGUUCCAAGCUCCGUCCAGCCAUGCAGAAGAGGAACACCAACUUCAGAGCCUGCGUGCCACUCAGGAAAAGAGUUGCAAUUGCACUGUGGAAGCUUGCAACUAACAGUGAAUACAGGAGCAUCGGGCUUCUUUUUGGUGUCAGCACGACCUCUGUGUGCCGCUGUGUGCAGGACUUCUGUAAGGCUGUCUGUAAACUCUUGCUUGCCGAGGUUAUUGCUUUUCCAACUCUGCAAAAGCUACAGGAAAUGGCUGACUAUUUUGAGACCAGGUGGGGGGUUCCUCAGUGUGUGGGUGCCAUCGAUGGUUCCCAUAUCCCAAUAAUCGCACCACAGGGAUUCCACACAGACUACUUCAAUAGGAAAGGUUGGCAUUCCAUAAUCCUCCAGGGCAUUGUGGAUGGCAGAGGCAUGUUCUGGAAUGUUAAUGCAGGUCAGCCAGGUAGCUUGCAUGAUGCCCGUGUGCUGCGAUUGUCCACAUUUUGGGACUUGGUUGCUCAUGGACAACUGCACCCAACUAGUACCAAGAACAUUGAGGGAGUAAAUGUAGGCUUUUAUGUGCUCGGGGACUCUGCCUAUCCUCUGCAGAACUGGCUCCUAAAACCAUUUUCUGACAACGGUCGUCUCACUGCUGAACAACAGGCGUACAACAGGAAAACGUCCAGAGCCAGAGUUGUGGUCGAAAAUGCAUUUGGGAGGCUAAAGGGUAGGUGGCGAUGUCUUCUGAAGAGAAACGACAGUGAUGUAGAGCUUCUUAAACACAUGGUGCUGACCUGUUGUGUGCUUCACAAUAUCUGUGAGAGCCAUGGGGAGGAAUAUACAGAAUGCGACGCACCUGCUGAUGAACCAGUGGUUGCAAAUAUGCAGGAAGUUGCAGAGGAGGGCAGUGAUGUGCGUGAAGCUCUGAUGCGACACUUCACCCGCUGACCUCAGUUUGUGUUUUUUCUUUCCAUUUAC
Messenger RNA from Nothobranchius furzeri (turquoise killifish), 2055 nucleotides. Lineage: Eukaryota; Metazoa; Chordata; Actinopteri; Cyprinodontiformes; Nothobranchiidae. The record is from RefSeq and is a predicted model, not a curated record.